AUGCCUGAGAAAGCUUACUACGCCUUUUUCCUGGGAUUCCUGCCCGAUGCAAAAGACGAAUCGCCUUCCAGCUAUGCUAUCAAACUCGCAGUCUUUGGAGAGCUCAGCGAUGAUUCGAAGACUGUCACCACGAUCAGAAAGAUCAUCGACGCGAACACGUUCGAUUUGUUCGAUGUGGACUUCGGAGACACGAUCGUCUUCAAACUAGAGUCAGUCCUCCCUCGUGCACAUGUUCUAAAAGGGUCCAACUUUAUUUCAGAGGGAAAUUGGAGCGUGGAUCAAUAGUCAAAAUUCAAGACUUUCCGAGAGAACUGGAAUAUAUGCAGAGACAUGUUAGCAGGAACAAACAACAUAUUGUGGUACAUUUCUGCUUCCUUUUUCGCGUCAAUAGUCGAAUUGUUUCAGUACUGUCUCAAAAAGGUGUGCGUCGUGGCUUCUGAGCUCAUUGUCGCCGAUCAGUACGAACACGAAAUAUUCGGAACGAUGCUCGAUCCUCAACAGCUCGUCGUCCCGGGAAUGUGAUUUUCCGCCCGUUUCUCUUCUCGAAUUCUCUCAUUUUCAGCUUCGAGGUGUUCGUGUUCACAGUGAAGAUUCAUCCUACCAAACCUGAAUUCUUGUUGAUCGUCGAAAAUGCGACGCCGUCGAGUGAGAUGGUCGAGCCGCAAAAUGACACUUUGCGGGAACUAUCUCGUUUCGAGAGAUUGCCUGAAAUAUUGAGAAUCGAAGAAGCACACAACAAGAAUGUAAGCGCUUGUUGAAGGAAGCUUGAAAGAAUCAAAGUGAUUCCAGAGCGAACAAGUCACUUGGAAUGCUAUCGGCCACUUGCAACUGAUCUCUUUCGACGACACCGACCCGUUUUGCGGCCUCCGUCCCGUCCUCAAGCUUCUCGAUAUGUCGCACGAAAAACUCUUUUCAUCGCAAGACGGAUGUAGAGAACUGCGAAGAAAACAGCAAUCAGCCAAUGUUGUAUUUCAGCCGCGAUCUCACUGGUCAAACAGGUCAUCAAGGACGGAAACGAAGAAGAGUGGGAGGACGUGGAAAUCGUGGAUGGCGGUCCGCAGGGAACGUUCUUCACUGCCGAUGAAGUCGAUAAUGAAGCUGUAUGUGAACACCCACGUGACUCUCUUUUCAUUUGUUCUCUUUUCAGCGCUGCAUCGUGAAACUGAGUAAGACGUGGCGAAACAAAGUGGAUGACUACUUCGAAGUUGGCGACAUCGUCCGUGUCAUCGCCGAAAGUGCGAAGAAUUCAGCCGAUUACUACGAGUAAGAGACAUCCAGACUUCAGACUCAAAAGUCCGAAAUUUGAGUAGUGGAAAUCGUGCCCACUUCUGAUACAAUCGGAUUCUUGUUUGUUUGCAGAAGCGGCAACCACGUGCGGAAUCUACUAUUUCAGCAGACGAUUCAGAAGCCGGCAUCCGCGACCGAGCACUUGAUGUUCUUGGGUGAUCUGCUCGAGCACAAAUUGCAAAACAAGAAGGAUAUUGCGGAGAUGAAGGACGAAAAAGUGUACCAAUGCAAUCUGAACGAGAUGCAGUGGAAAGCAGUGAUGAUGGGCACCAACGAGAAACGAAAACUCGUGUUCAUCCAAGGACCGCCCGGAACCGGCAAGACCACCACUCUGGGAAACAUCAUCUGGAAGCUGGUCCAGGACAAGAAGCAAGUGAUCGUGCUCACUCCGACGCACGAAUCGCUGAGGAACAUUAAAAGACUGGUGGCCCAUUUGAGUAAAAAAAGAAGCGCAACGGGGAAAUUCAAUAAAAACUGUAAGUAAUUAUAGCACAGUGACAGGGAACAGACCAACGAAUUUCAGCACUGCUGGAUUAUAAAUUAUACAGUAAGUUGCUGCAAGCCGGAGAAAAAGUGGAAGAAGUGGCUGAAGAAUUGGUGAGGGAGUGAAUUGAAUGAAUCGAACAACAAAUACAAAUUUACAGAGAAAGAUGAGAGCGGAAGUAAAGAAUGGGACAAUGAAAAGGGCGGAGUUCGAGCAGUUGUCAAUCCAGAAGUCUACAGCUCUGACCGUCGAGCGUACCGAUGUGAGCUACCAGCCGACAGUUUUUUUCAGAUAAAAAUUAUUUACUUUAAGCAAAUCAUGAAGAACGUUUCGGUGGUGUUCUCGACCAUUCAGGCCUCUUUCGCAACCACCAUGAUAAGCCACCCGGACUUCAACCCGUCGGUGUGCAUUUUGGGUCAGUCCGGAAACUUCCGCAGUUUAGGAUAAUGAGUAAGCCUUUGCCGAUUCAGACGAAGCCGCCCAAGUAACUGAAGCGAUGACGUGGCCGGCAAUCGACACGAUGGACCGCGUCAUCAUGGCUGGAGAUCCCCAACAGCUUCCCGCUCUGGUGCUCUCUAAAGCGUGAGUUUGAACGCAAACAGAGCGUCCACCUGAACAGACCUCAUUUCAGAGCUCGCGAUUUCAAAUUGGAAAACUCUGUGAUGUAUCGUUUGAUGCCGAAUAAGGAGAGAAUCAGCUGGGUCACACUCGAGGAACAGUACAGAAUGCAUCAGGAAAUCGCCGAGUGGUCGAACCAAAUGUUUUAUGAUCGGGCUCUGAAACAUGCGACGAAUCCACAAAGGACUUUAAGGCGAGAGAAAUUGAACAGUAGUGUAGAACGAAACAGCCUUUCAGAAAGCUCUUCUGCGUGUUCAAAAACUUUGAGAUGAUGUUCGACCCUCUCGUUUUCAUCGACACUUCUAUUGAAACCGCAAGUACGAAGCGAGAGGAUACUUAUGAGCACAUCAAGUGCGGAAUCUCCGACCAGACGAGAGCUCAAGGAGCGUUCACAUAUGCAAAUAGAGGUCAGUCUUCAAGUCGUGCCUCCGUUAAUUCAUUUGUUCGUUUCAGCUGAAGUUGAAAUCGUCGUUGCUCACUACAGUCGUCUUCUGGAAGUGGGCGUCAAGCCGGAAUCAGUUGCCGUGAUCACUCCGUACAGGGGGCAGGUUCUGAUUCUCUGAUUUCAAGUGAACAUUGUGUUUUUUAAGUUGGAAGACGUCAUGACUGCUCUGACUGCAUGGCGUCAGAAGAUUUUGACGGAUGAUGAAAAUGCCGAUGAGAAUGAGAAGAGGAAGAAGCGGAAUCUUCGACCUAUUCUGGAGAACUUCGACGCGUUCAGGGUCGGAACAGUGGACAGAUAUCAGGGUCAAGAGUUCGACGUCGUCAUCUUCUCGCUGGUGCGCAGCAAUCCCAAACGUGAGCUUUGCCUCUUCGUCCUCUUCUUAACACUCUCCUUUUUCAGUCACCCUUGGAUUCGUCCAAGAUACCCGUCGGCUAAAUGUGGCGUUGACCAGAGCCAAGCUGCAGUUCGUGCUCAUCGGAAACGGCUUCAUGAUGAUGAAAUCCAAUGAGGAAAAAAUUCGACAACUUUUCAUGUAAGCCAUUAUUGUCCCUCUUAUUUCACAUCCUCUGUGUACACAUUUCAGACUGUUCUGCAAGGAAAAGAAACGCUUCCCCGCUUGUUACGCCUUCGGAAGAAAAGAGCAAUUCGACGCGACGGAGUGCAAAGACAACUUCGGCAGAAACUUUGAAUCGUUCCGGGACUUUACGGAAGACAAUGACAUGAGAAAAUGGAUAGAUAAUUACUGCGCCGUUCAGAAAGAGCCAGAGUUCCAAUUGAAACGGGCAACCGCAAAGGCCGUGAAGAAGAAGCGGGAGGAGGCGGAAAAGGCCAAGGGCAAGUGGGAACCGACUAAGAAGUAG
Molecule: messenger RNA, 3694 nt
Organism: Caenorhabditis sp. 36 PRJEB53466
Lineage: Eukaryota; Metazoa; Nematoda; Chromadorea; Rhabditida; Rhabditidae
Source: the annotation of a GenBank genome assembly